Messenger RNA from Durio zibethinus, 695 nucleotides. RefSeq lists its product as uncharacterized. NCBI's taxonomy places the organism in Eukaryota, Viridiplantae, Streptophyta, Magnoliopsida, Malvales, Malvaceae. The record is from RefSeq and is a predicted model, not a curated record.
GAGAAAUGAGACUCCAAUGGCUCUUACUCUAAAUCUUCUUAACCUUAGUUUUGUUUUUUUUAUUCAUAGUUUUUUUUCUUGGCACGUAUAAUUAUAACGUGCAGAGUUAUAGAUAUCGAUACAUAUAUAUAAUUAAUUAAUUAAUUGAAAAUUUUAUUUGUGAAUAUAAAUUGAUAUAGCAAUGAGAUCUUUUCUGGAGUUUGUGUCAUGUUGUGUUACAACGCCUGAAGUGUCUGUGAAGGAGCAGGUGGUGACAGCGGGGACAGCUCCAAGGAAGGAGGAGACAAGGUCUUUGAUGCCUACAAAAGUGGCUGCUCUAAGGAAGAAGAAGAAGAGAGUAAGGGUAGGGACACCAGGGUCUUUGACGCCAGAGUGGAAGCCCUCAUUGUUUGUGAUCUCAGAGGAUAAGGUUACGGCAGAGAAGAGAGAGAAAACACCACCCCAAGCGGCGACGGCAACGGUGGAUAGGGUGGUGAAGAGGAAGAGCACCACGGGGUCACGCUCCAAAGUUCAUGUUCGAAGCUAUAGCGACGACAUAGGGCGAAAUUCGGUGCAAGUGGUCAUUCCAGCGUUUUCCCCUACUCCUUUCAUGUUUUGAUAAUAAUCUUUUAUAUACAUAUUGUACAAAUUAUUUGUAGGAAUAAAAAUUCUUGUAAAUCUGCAACUAUUGCAAUCAAAUAGGGCAAAGCAAUUUG